Molecule: messenger RNA, 5451 nt
Organism: Lingula anatina
Lineage: Eukaryota; Metazoa; Brachiopoda; Lingulata; Lingulida; Lingulidae
Product: limb region 1 protein homolog
Biological process (GO): signal transduction
Cellular component (GO): plasma membrane
Molecular function (GO): transmembrane signaling receptor activity
Source: RefSeq, a predicted model, not a curated record
ACGGAGGGUAGUCUGCUGCGCUCCUUGAAGAUGGUAAACAAAGACGUUUAAAGCCUCUGAACAUGAUCAUUUUGAGGAUUUGUUAAAACAGAACAAUGGAGCAAGAUGUCAAUGUGAGGGAACAGAUCUUUCAUGACAACGUGAGGGAGUAUAUAAUCUCAGCAUUACUAUUUAUCUUUCUGUAUGUGUGCUCAUAUGCAACCUGUGUUGCCUUUCGCCGGAAAGGAGAAGAUGUAGACACAGAUGAUGAAGAUGCCACAGUCAACAGAAUCUCGCUGUGGUGCUGUACAUUCACUCUGGCGACGUCAGUGGCUGCAGUAUUACUUCUCCCCAUCUCUAUCAUCAGUAAUGAAAUCCUCCUCAUGUAUCCAAGGAGCUACUACGUCCAGUGGCUUAACUCAUCGCUCAUUCAUGGGUUGUGGAACUUUGUGUUCAUCUUUUCUAACUGUGCCAUAUUUGUCCUCAUGCCUUUUGCUUACUUCUUACUGGAGUCUGAAGGGUUUGCUGGGUCUAAAAAAGGUUUAAUGGCCAGAGUCUAUGAGACUGCAGUGGUACUGUGUUUGCUGGGAGUUAUGGCUUUUGGCUUGGUGUUUGUUAUCACAGCAGUUGUGGAUGAGGAUAAAUCAAGCAGACAGACACUAUGGGACCUGUGGGACUACUACCUUCCUUUCCUGUAUUCUUGUAUUUCACUGCUGGGUUGCUUGGCUUUGCUAAUUUGCACUCCAGUGGGGUUUGCCCGCCUGUUUACAGUGAUGGGCCAGCUUGUUGUUAAACCACAGUUCCUGAGAGAUAUAGCAGAGGAGCUGUACACCACACAACUUGAAGAGGAUGAUCUCAAGAGAAAGAUCAAGCAGCGUGUAACUACCACCAGCAAUGGCAGAACCAUUGCCAAUGGACACAAUGGAAGCUGCAAUGGAACAUCAGAGUUGAGAAAAAGAUUAGAAGAUGUUCAGGAGGAGAAGCAACAGUUGGAAAAGAGACAACAGAUAUCAUCCUUGAGGAGAAAUGUGGGCUAUCCAUUGAUGAUGCUUCUGUUGUUAGCCUUAACUGCCUUAUCAGUAUUAUGGGUGGCUCUGAACACAUUGCUGUUGGUGUUUGGGGAUAAAAAGUUACCUGUGGGAGGCAAGGAUAUAGUCCUUGGUUUGUCUUCACUGUCUGCCCUGGGACAAGUUGGUGCUCUGCUGGAGAUAGCUCUCAUUUUAUAUUUCAUGUUAGCCUCAGUGGUUGGAUUCUACAGCCUACGAUUCUUCCGCCGCCUGCAACCCAAGCCUUCUGACACCACACUUACCCAGAUCAUCGGCAACUGUGUAGUCAUACUGGUGCUCAGCUCAGCUCUUCCUGUGCUAUCCCGGAUACUGGGUAUAACAAACUUUGAUCUUCUCGGAGAGUUUGGGCGCCUGGAGUGGCUGGGAAGUUUCUACCUAAUCCUCACCUACAACCUGGUGUUUGUCUCCUGCACAGCUCUCUGUCUCUUCACCAAGUUCACUGCCACCAUACGCAAGGAAAUUGUCAACCGUUUGUGGACAGCACUGCGCCGUGUUAAGACAAGAUCCUGGUCUACCAGUCAGACAAGUGUGUCUACUCCUACAGUGGGAAAGGAAGAGUGAAGGCUUAGGCAUGGUGGGAACAGUACAUAAUUGGUAUGGGGACAAAGAAAAGACAUCAUAAAGGCGUAUGCUAACCUGGAAGGUUGAAAGGCUUUGGUGAAGCAUGGGCCUUUGACUUAAAGAAACCUCAUGUAUUGCUUUUAAGGCUGAGCUAUAUUAGCUUGCAUUUGAGUGUUCAAAUGAGACAGUAUUUUGCUUGGUUAUGCCAGUGCAAACUCUAAAUGCCAAUGAGCAACCUGAAUUGCAGCACCAGCUUUUAUACAUGUCAGGAGGGCCAAGGUACAUUGUCACUUUGUAUCAGCUAUCAGUGGACCAAGCUUCUUUGCCCUCUGUGGUCCAGUGCAGGAUAACCCUGUACAAGGUAACCGUCCGGGACCAGCAAGGACAUAAAAUACAGCCAACACAAUCAGCAUUAGAAUUGACUCACAUGCUGCUGUUGUGAAGCACGCUGAGAGAGGCAGAAUCAAGAGUUCAUGUUGGGUCUCUCUUGUAUCAGCUACCUUUGGAAGUCCACAGUUUUUAUGUAGAGUGGACUCUAGUCCUUAAUCACACACCUGGCCAGUUGCAUGAAAAAGUUGUCUUUGUGAUGGAAAAGAUGUGAUCAAAUGAAAAUUGACUGAACAAGUUAAAAAUUCUGGUCCAAGUUGUGUAAUAGUCAAUAGCAACAGCUAAUGUUGUGUAACAUACACGUUUUUAUUUGAUUUAUGUGAAUACCAGAGGCUUCACUUGUACAUAGUGUUUUUAUACCAAAUGAACAAAUUGAUACAAACCCUUUUAAUGUUGAUUUUAUUGUAAUAACUGAUGCUUUUCAUUCAAGUUUUCUAUCUCUGUACAGUUAGGUGGUAUAUGAACAAAGCUGAGUGGCAGGAAGAAUGUUAGAAUGGUGAAUGGUUAACUAGGGCCCAAAAGAAAUAUUUUACAUAAGGCUAGCACUUGAAAAAUAUGAUUGUUGAAUGCAUUUUAUUGCUUAUGUGUCAUUUAAAUACAAAAAAGCAAGGCAGUGUUUUUUAAUGAUAAAGAAAACCUGGAUUUUUUAUCAACUAAUCUUGUUGUUAUUAAAAUCAAGCUUAAAAUAAAGCAUUUGGUUUUUGAGGCAAAAUUUAAGCCAUUGCCAUGUAAAACAAUCCAACAAGUGGAAGAUGUAUGGAGAGGAAGCAGUCUGUAUAGUUGAUUGUAGUAGUAGAGGCACUAAUAUAUGACGGAAUUCAAAUGUUGAUGUGAUCGUGACUUGUAUUUCUCUUGUAAAAUAUCCUCAGGUUUUAUUGUUGAAUAUUUAAGGGACAGAUCCUAGCAAUGCAGAUCAAUGCAAAUAUAGUAUAUAUGCUUAUAGACAUGGAUGGAGAGUAUUCAUUAUAGCAGCAUUAGCUUUUAAUUGGCUGUAGGAACAUUUAUUGAGUUGGUAUAUAUCUUGCCAUAUAUCCUUGCUGUAAGAUUGGGUGCAGUGAUCAAUACAUGUACUGCAUGCUGUAAGAUCAGAAAAAAUUCUUUAAAUGUUUAUAUCCUUGCGGUAGCAUUAAGUGAAGCUCAAUUUAUAUCCUUGCUGUAGGAUUAGGUACAGUGCUAAAUUUAUAUAUCCUUGCAGUAGGAUUAGGUGCAGUGCUUAAUAUUUAUAUCCCUUUGGAAGUAUCAGGAGCAGUACUAAACUUCCUUGCAGUAGGAUAAGGCUUAGCACAGAAUGCAUAUAUCCUUGCCAUAAGUUUGGUUUAAGCAGUGAAUUUAUGUACAGAACAGCAUUCGAGAGAAAUCCUUCCCAUUAAAACACACCUAUUUACAACAGUCAUGUAAAUAAUUAAACACUAUAAAUUUAGUUAUCUUAGCAGUGAUACAAAACACAACCAACAGAAACAGCAUUAAAAUUAACACACUACCAACCACACACCACUGAAAGCUUACAUGAAUUGCUCACUAAGGCUGUGUUUACAUCAGGACUAUUCUUAACUGGAAAGGGUCUUAUUAGAUGUUUAACAACACAGAGCUGCUUGCUAGAAGCCACUGACCACUCAUAUCAGGCAUUACAAUACAUUUGAUUCAAUAACUUGACUGUGUGUUUGAAAUAUCCGUAAAACAAACCCUAUUAAAGGAGGGUAAGUUUUUUUAAGUUGGCUUUAGGUAAAAGAUUUUUUGGGGGGAUGGGGUGGGGUCUUAAACAGUCCUGUUAAAAAAAAAACAAAGACAAGUGAAGUAGUUCAAGACCAAAGAUAUAUUGCAUAACUUACAAAACAUCGAAAAAUUUACUUACAGACCCACUUUAUUAAUCUGCAAGGGAACAUUUUACUACUUUAACCAAAGAAGCUCUCCGAGGACUGAUUUUAAGUUUUAUACAUGGAUUAUCGGUGCAUUUACUUCUUAAUUAAGCAAUUUAAUCGCAGUGCUAGUCCUUGUUCAGUAAUGUUCAACAGCCAAGACAAUCAUAUUGUGCUAGCGCCAAAGCUGUUCAGUAGAAUCAAAAUUGUUAUAACUUAUGGGAGGCAGUGUAGGAAGGCAACAGUUAUACAACAUCUCAGUUGUUGAAAAUAUUUUGUGUAUUUUGGUACCAAGCAUAAUGACCAGACUGUCACUAAUGAAGAACAGCAUGCACUGUCGUAGUGGUUUACCUAGUAUGGUUCUCCUCACCAUUGGCAAUGGGUAGACUUUUUAAGUGCACAGAUUCUAUACAAAGUUUUAAAAAUAAAACUGUUUGUAUAGAAUCAAUGUCAAUUGGAUAUCAAAAUUUUCAUUAUAAAACAUGCCUGUAUAACUAGUGUUGAGUGUGCAGGAAAGUAUAACUAUAUUUAUGGUGUGUGGUGAUCCCAAGUUCUACCCCAGUCUGGUGCAGUUAUGGGUAACCCCCAUUUAAUGUGAAGUGUAUCAUUUUAGAUAUAACAAGAAUUAGAGUGGAUUUCUGGAAAUGAUAUAUGAGAUUAAGGACUACUUCAAUGUAAUUGUUGGCUCUGUUGCCUUUGUUAUGAAUGCUUCCUAUGCUCAAGUAUUCACUGGGAGCCAUUGUGUAAAAUGUUGUAUAAGAAAAGUGACUGCAGAGGAUGGGGGUUCUUGUAUUCGGAAUAUUUUGCAUUGAUCAUAAGGACACAGGGGAUGAUUGUUGCCCCGUUAAAUAAUAUUAGAAUUUUUAAGAAGCAUAUUUGUCCAGCUCAAGGCUUUAAAGUGUAGUAGAUGACACAACUCCUUGAAAGUUGUAGAAUGUUUCUUAUGGAAGUUGUUAUUCAUUUACUUAUUUUUUUAAUGCAUAACCUUAUUAUUUUAUAGUCAUGAAGUUUCUUUACAAUGAUAAAAGAACAAACUUUUUAAUUUUUUUUAUGUAACAUACUUAUAACCAACUGUGUUGAAUCAGUAACAUAUUAAUCAUAUUAUAACAUUACUGUACAUUAAAAGAUUGUAUUUAUUAUGUCUACAUGACUUAGCAGUAGCGAUUUCAAUUCUUUAUGAAAUAUUGUAAACAAAGUAUUUUUGUAAAAUUGCAUUGAGACAGACAUGGUUAGAUUUUGUAUAAAACAGCACAUAGGAAACAGUUUCUACCAAAAGAUUUUUAAUAAUAAUAAUAAGGUAUGGAAACAUCACACAUACAAACACACACAGUUAAAAAAAAAAAGCUAAAUGUUUGCAAUGCGCCUCUCUUGUAUGUUGCUAACCAUGUCUGUUAGAAGUUUUUAACCCAAUCAUUGUGUUGUUAAUCAUUGUGUAGCUAUCAUAAUACUGAGGCAGUAUAACAUGUCAUUGUACUGUUACUGUUGCUAUCAGCAUGAAGUAUUGCAUCGGUGCCAAGGUGGAUAUACAUUAUAUAAUAUACAUAUGAUACAUGAAUUAUUUGCUAAUUUGUAUGAAAGUGAAUAAAAUGUUGAAAAUAAUA